AUGAGCUUCAAGGGCUUCCAAAAGAGCCUGACCCGGGCACCGCAACAGUUCAAGCAAAAAUUCAACAUCGGCGAGCAGACCAAGGACGCCGUCUACAUCGACGCCGAGCGCCGCUUCCAAGAGCUCGAGACGGAGACCAAGAAGCUCCACGAUGAGUCCAAAAAGUACUUCGAGGCCAUCAACGGCAUGCUCAGCCACCAGAUCGAGUUUAGCCAGGCCAUGACGGAGAUCUACAAGCCCAUCUCGGGCCGCAUGUCGGACCCGGACUCGAUGGUCAUCGAGGGCAACCCCGAGGGCAUCAACGCCUGCGAGGAAUACGAGGCCGUCGUCAAGGAGCUGCAGGAGACGCUCGCGCCCGAGCUGGAUAUGAUCGAGUCUCGGGUCAUCCGCCCAGCCAACGAGCUCCUCGACGUCAUCAAGGUCAUCCGCAAGACGGCCCUCAAGCGCGAGCACAAAAAGCUCGACUACGACCGCCACCGCGCCACCCUCAAGAAGCUGCAGGACAAGAAGGAGCGCACCGCCAAGGACGAAAAGGCCAUGUGGAAGGCCGAGGGCGACGUCGAGCAGGCCACGCAGGACUUUGAGUACUUCAACGACCUGCUCAAGGACGAGCUGCCCAAGCUCUUCACCCUCGAGCGCGAGUUCAUCCAGCCGCUCUUCCAGUCCUUCUACUACAUGCAGCUCAACAUCUUCUACACCCUGCAUGAGCGCAUGCAGCGCUGCGACAUCGGCUACUUCGACUUGACGCGCGAGAUCGAGGAGGCCUUCGAGGAGAAGCGCGGCGACAUCCAGGAGCAGGCCGAGGCGCUGUCCAUCUGCCGCUUUAAGACAACUGGUCGGCCACGGCCCCCGAAAUACGCCCCCCGUCCCGCCCUCGAGGGCGGCAAGCAGCCCGGCUUGCUCACGGCCGGACCCAACGCGACCGCCAACUCCAAGGCGAGCGCGUACGCGCGGCGGUCCACGGACGGCACCGAGCAGAACCCGCCUCCCCCGUACUCGGCCGGGGCCAAGCCCUCCAGUCCGGGGCUGUCAGCAAUCGCCGCCGCCAAGGCGAAGCCCCCGCCGCCCAAGCCCAAGCCCAAGGCCCUCAUGGCCGCCCCGGCCGCAGAGACGGUCACCGCCCUGUACGACUACUCGGCGCAAGCAGAGGGCGACCUGAGCUUCCGCGCAGGCGACGUCAUCGAGAUCAUAUCAAGAACGCAAAACGAGAAUGAAUGGUGGACCGGACGGUUGCAAGGCAAGGAAGGCCAAUUCCCAGGAAACUAUGUCCAGUUAAGUUAA
Purpureocillium lilacinum is the source of this 1281-nucleotide messenger RNA. RefSeq lists its product as uncharacterized. Gene Ontology annotation, biological process: endocytosis; actin cortical patch localization; plasma membrane tubulation. Gene Ontology annotation, molecular function: lipid binding; protein binding. Lineage: Eukaryota; Fungi; Ascomycota; Sordariomycetes; Hypocreales; Ophiocordycipitaceae. Gene Ontology annotation, cellular component: Rvs161p-Rvs167p complex; actin cortical patch; mating projection tip. The record is from RefSeq and is a predicted model, not a curated record.